This is a messenger RNA of Moneuplotes crassus, 1451 nucleotides long. Lineage: Eukaryota; Ciliophora; Spirotrichea; Euplotida; Euplotidae. The record is from the annotation of a GenBank genome assembly.
AUUGAGUUCAAGGAGAACCUUGAAAAUGAAUUUAAAAGAGAAAAGACGAUCUUGAGGAUGAACGCAAGAACUUCAAGGCCAAGCAGGCUAAUCUGAAUGGGGAAAUUGACAAGCUCAAAUCCACAAUAGAUAACCUCAAGGAUGGCCUUAUGAAGCAGAAGUUGGAGUACACCAGGGAAGAAGCCAUCAUUAACCAGAAGUUGGUCUUUAAGGACGAGAAGAUCUCUGAGCUGCAAAAGACUAUCAAAGAGAGAUCCCAGGAGUACCAAAAGAGGCUUGAUGCUCUCAGAUCGGAUCUUUACAGUGAAUCCCAGCAGAAAAUGACCUAUCUGGAGGAAAAGGACCAGAGAUUUAGCGAGAAGCUUGAAGACAAGGCUGCCAUACUGAUAAACCUAGAGUCAGAGAUCAUCCGUCUUAAAAGUGAACAAGAGAAAGAGACCCUGAUUUCAGUACAGAAGGUCUCGUCGCUUGAGAGUAAGAUGAGCAUGCUCAAAGAGAAGUACAAUAAAUAACCAGGACACCAUUGGGCAGCUAGAUAAUGAAGUACAACAACUAGUCAAAGAAAAUGAUGACCUGAAGACCAAGCUCAUCGACUUUGAGAGAGACUACACUGAGCUUCACAGCAAUCAUGAGCGGGAUAAAGCCAUCUGGGAUGACAGGUGAGAGUUCCUCGAAAACCAGAGGAACCAGGCUAAGCGGGACCUCGAAGAUGCGAGCCAAAAGUUUGAGAUUACAGUAGAACAACUGCAGCGGAAGGACUCUUCAGAGAGAGGGAAGACAGAGAAAAGCCACUUAAUCUUGGCCAACAACAUUGAGAAGAAGUACAAGGAUCAGAUCAAGGAUAUCAACAUGUCGCAUGAAUUCGCGAUUUCUGACUGGAGCUCUCGCUACAAAAGCUUGGAGAAGGAAUACGAGGAACUGAGCCAGAAGUACAAGAUAAAAUCCCUAAGAAACAUCUCAGAGGAUCCCUUAUGAGAGUCCAAGAUCAGAAACUUGCUUGAGUCCGAGCAGUACUAUCAGGAGGAGAAUAAAUAAGCUCAAAUCUCAGCUUGACAAACAAUCCUUGGAGAUCCAGUUGCUGCUUGAGAAGGAGAAGAUCAAUUAUAAGCAAAAUUUAGAGAUCCCUGAGAAGAAGUGCAAGGACUUAGAGUCCAAGAGAAGCCUCAAGGAAUUUGAAGUUGGAAAGGAGAGAGCCAAGUGGGCCCUCGAGAAGAACAAAAUCAAUCAUGAGUACGAUUUACUCAAGGACAAGGACAAGAAGAUAUGUCUGGCAAUCACCUUGUAGUUGGUCAGUAAGAAGGAAAGCCUCGAAAAGGAACUGAUGAAGAUCAAAAUUGAUAUUAGAGAGCGCUGCAAGGUCAUAUAUAGUGGGGGCGUUAGCUCCUCAACAGCUACCAAGGAGUUGGCUAAUAAGAAAGUCAAGACUAUGAGCAAUGUAGACUCUCCGUAGG